Messenger RNA from Ahaetulla prasina, 345 nucleotides. Its product is annotated as apoptosis-inducing factor 3-like. The record is from RefSeq and is a predicted model, not a curated record. The transcript is spliced from 2 exons. NCBI's taxonomy places the organism in Eukaryota, Metazoa, Chordata, Lepidosauria, Squamata, Colubridae. Gene Ontology annotation, cellular component: cytoplasm. Gene Ontology annotation, molecular function: oxidoreductase activity, acting on NAD(P)H. The coding region runs from base 81 to 344 and encodes 87 amino acids.
CUGGAUGUGGGGAGGGGGUUUCACCUGGGCAUCUGCCCAACCCCUCUGCAUUUAGCGUGACUUUCAUCCGGCUGCAGGUAAUGUCUCUGGAUCCUGCAGGCAAAAUGGCCCACUUCCGGGACAGGACAUCCCAGGUGUACAGCAGCCUGCUGAUUGCCACAGGCAGCAGCCCUCGGAAGCUCCAAUGCCCAGGCUGCAGCCUGGAGAAUGCCCGCAUGUUCCUCACCCCUGAAGAUGCCAACCGGAUCCUGGCCUUGGCCUUGGCCAAGACCGUCGUGAUUGUAGGAGCCUCUUUCAUUGGUACAGGGACUCUGGACUUAUUUGCACCCAUAGCUAUGAGCUGAA